Pungitius pungitius (ninespine stickleback) is the source of this 2110-nucleotide messenger RNA. RefSeq names its product methionyl aminopeptidase 2a (gene metap2a). Gene Ontology annotation, cellular component: cytoplasm. NCBI's taxonomy places the organism in Eukaryota, Metazoa, Chordata, Actinopteri, Perciformes, Gasterosteidae. Gene Ontology annotation, biological process: proteolysis. Gene Ontology annotation, molecular function: metalloaminopeptidase activity. The record is from RefSeq and is a predicted model, not a curated record. The transcript has 11 exons. The coding region runs from base 38 to 1465 and encodes 475 amino acids.
GUGCAUCGCGCUUCCCUUUCCAGCAGCGCCUGCGAACAUGGCGGACGUGGUUGCGGAGCAGGUAGCGGACCAGAUACCAGUCCCGGACCGGGAGCAAAACGGGGAGGUGGGGGACAGAGCCGAGGCCGACCCCGUGGGAGAGACAGCAAAAAAGAAGAAGAAAAAGAAGAAGAAGACCAAGUCCGCAACGACAGGCGCCGAGGAGGAGGCUGACGGAGUGGUCGAAGUGGUCAAACAGCUGGAAAAGCAGGCGAUAGUAGACAAAGAGAACGAGGAGGACGGCGAGGAAGACGGAGAGGAUGGAGAAAACUCAGCAGGGAAGAAGAAGAAGAAGAAAAAGAAGAAGAAAGGACCCAAAUGUCAGACUGAGAUCCCAUCUGUGCCCAUCUGUGAUUUGUACCCGAGCGGAGCUUUCCCCAUCGGACAGGAGUGUGAAUACCCGACCUUACAGGACGGUCGCAGCGCCGCGUGGCGUACGACCCACGAGGAGAAGCGGGUGCUGGAUAAGGCCAACGAGGAGGUCUGGAACGACUUCCGACAGGCGGCCGAGGCGCACAGACAGGUCCGCCAGCACGUCCGCGGCUUCAUGAAACCCGGCAUGACCAUGAUCGAGAUCUGCGAGCGAUUGGAGGACUGCUCUCGCAAGCUGAUAAAGGAGGACCGGCUGAACGCCGGCCUGGCCUUCCCCACCGGCUGCUCGCUCAACCACUGCGCCGCCCACUACACGCCCAACGCCGGGGACGCCACCGUGCUGCAGUACGACGACGUCUGCAAGAUCGACUUCGGCACGCACAUCAACGGCAGAAUCAUCGACUGUGCCUUCACCGUCACCUUCAACCCGCGGUACGACAAGCUGCUGGAGGCCGUGAGAGACGCCACCAACACCGGAAUCAAGAGCGCCGGCAUCGACGUGCGUCUGUGUGACGUCGGAGAGGCCAUUCAGGAGGUGAUGGAGUCCUACGAGGUCGAGCUCGACGGCAAAACGUACCAAGUGAAACCGAUCCGAAACCUCAACGGCCAUUCCAUCGGUCAGUACCGGAUACACGCCGGCAAGACUGUGCCCAUCGUUAAAGGGGGAGAGGCGACCAAGAUGGAGGAGGGAGAGGUUUACGCCAUCGAGACGUUCGGCAGCACGGGUAAGGGGAUGGUGCACGACGACAUGGAGUGCUCCCACUACAUGAAGAACUUUGACGUGGGCCACGUCCCCAUCAGGCUGCCCCGAGCCAAGCACCUGCUGAACGUGGUCAACGAGCACUUCGGCACGCUGGCGUUCUGCCGCCGCUGGCUGGACCGCCUCGGCGAGACCAAGUACCUGAUGGCCCUGAAGAACCUGUGCGACCUGGGCAUCGUGGACCCCUACCCCCCGCUGUGCGACACCAAGGGCUGCUACACCGCGCAGUUCGAGCACACCAUCCUGCUCAGGCCCACCUGCAAGGAGGUGGUGAGCCGAGGGGACGACUACUGAUGCUCCGGGCAGGACGACCCCCCCCCUCCCCUCCCCUCCCUUAACAACGACACACCCGCCUUCACCUCCGUCACACAGCGCCUCCAGACGCCUCCCUCUCGGUAAAUAGAGCCUCGUAAAAGAGAAAAGGGGAGUGAUGCCAAACGCCGCUGUGUCCUACCCACAGUGCAGCGGUUCUGUAACAUCGCCACGGCAACCGCGCCUCUGCGGUCUGAGCAAGGAGCUGUCGGCGUCCCGCGUUUUACGUAAAUAAAAUGUUUAUUUAAACUGCCGAGUAUUCAGAGAGACGGUGAGCCUCCCUUUCUUUUUAUUUUCUCCUCCGGCUUCACUCUGAUUCGCCGGUUCAAUCCACGCCAAACUCUGCCGGCGGGUUUGAGCGCGUCGCCAAAUCUCUGCAAACGCACAACUCCCAACAAUUAUAGCUUUGGGUGUUAAUAAAUCCUCACGCAGCUGUAUGUUCUCUUGCAACCAGGUGGUGGGUGAGGAGGGGGGGCCUCUAUUCGAUGUUUCUUUGAUAUUGCAGAAUAUCUUUGAAAUUGUCGCUGUCGCAAAAAAAAGCUUGAUUUUUUUUUUUCUCCCCCUGAAAAUGUUUUUGUAAGAAGAAAAAGAAAAAAAAAAAGGAUUAAAAUGGUUUUGCUCAUCUUG